ACGCACAUGCGCACUCAUCGUGUUCUGACAUAUUUCUUUGAUUUCGUAUCACUUUUUUUUUCAAUAUUCGCAUCAAAAUGUUUUUUAUUUCAUUGCAUUGUCAUUUUCAUACCUGGUGUUGUUCAUAGUGUAACAAUAAUCAGUUCUUUUAUAGCUUAUUACUCCGUUGCCCUUGGUGAAUAUGAAGCUAAAAUGGCGACCAAAACUCCAUCUGUCAAAACGAAAAGAAGAUGAUGUUUCAGUGUAAUAUGAUGUUCUCCCAUUGCCAUUUUGGGAAUCAUUUGACAUGAAACAGUAUCGAUUACGAAUCAUGUCAUGUAUUGUUUGGACUACAGUUAUGAAACGUUUUCGACCGAAGAUUGUGCCAGUUUUUGUCUGUGAUAUUUUGGCCUGCACCCACGACAGGUAAAAGUUCGUGAUAGUUCACUGCAAUGCAAAUGUUUGAAAUAUAUUUGUGAAAUGUCGGACCAGGAAUCCGUCACUGAAUCUGGUACGGAUACUGACGAAUAUGAUGAUGAUGAUGAAUUUCAAAACUCAGAAUACCAUUUCGCUCAUUGUGUAAUUCCCGAUGAAGAAGGAAAAAAGCAGGAAGUAAAUUCAUCCAAAGUAAAUUUACUUGAUGCUUUGCUGGAGUCAAGUGAAGAUGGGUUGUACCCACGUUACAAAGUGCAUAACAUUUAUUCAGAUGAUUGGGAUGAAUCAGUGACUGGAUGGAAGGACGUCGUCCCAAAUCCAAAAUAUCACACACAAAAAAAACGGCGAAAAAAUGUGGAAUCAGGACAUUACAAAGUUGCAAGCUCUGGAGUUAAGAGUAUUGCUGAUGUGAAAAGGGAAGAACAUGAGACACGAGCUGUGUGGAAAUCUAAUGUCGAACCUGUCACCUACAGAUAUGUUCAGAAUAAUGGCCAGUAUCGGUUGCAUAAAUUUUGCAAAGAGGACAGAGACUGGUAUACUGUGAGAAGGAAAAAUGCAGAAAGAGUCUCACCUUCAUUGAAGACCAGGUACAUGCAAAGGGAAAUAAAACGACAGCUGAAAAAGGAUUUCUGUAGAAAGUCAGUUCCAGAUGAGAGUGAUUCACAAGGUAAUCACACUAAAAGAUCCCAAAGUACCAAUUCUGAAGGACAUAGGAGAAGAACAUCAUCAGCAUAUUCCAGCUUGAUGAAGAGUGCUAGUGAUUUAUAUAUAGAAAACAUAUCGUCCCGUCUGGAUGAACUUGACCAAGAAAUUAAGAGGGAUUCUCAGCUUAGGAAAAGCCAGGAUGAGCAAAGUAGAAUGUUUCCUUAUAAUUUAAUGAAAGGGAAACAUAACUCGAAAUUGAGAGACACUUCCGCAAGAGCUUCAGAUGAUACACAGAGUGCUUUCAUCAUCACUCCAGUUGGACGUCAGGAUGCUUUAAGGCCACUUGAAAAGAUUACACCGCAGCAGCGAAUGAAAGAAGAUUUGGUGAGAUUCCCGGAACAGACACAGCAAGAAUGUGGAGGCGGUGAUACUUGCGAAAAUGACAAUCAACCCCGAAAACAAAGUGGAGAUCAUUCUGAUGCUGAUGUUGAUAGACUUCGGAUUUUGCCUCUUUCAGAAACAUCUAAUGCAUACAUUGGUCAGAUUAUAAAAGGCAAACAGGAGAGUUCAAGCGUCCUUGGAACAUCAAAACUGCCACUUGGAAAAAGAAUUGGAAGUCGUGGUGUGACGUCAGUGGUUGUAGAUAAUGUUGGUCUCAGUGAUCAAGAGAGGAGUACUCACCAUUCUAGAAGUAGAAACAUCCAUGACCCGAACUUGCCAGAGAUUGCAGGGCGAAGACUAGAAGUUGCAGUUACAAAUUUCAGAUUCCUUUAGAUAUGCGUAAUCCUGACUACUUUAUCGUCAUAAUCUAACAAGAUUAAGGCCAUCAAGUCAGGUUUAAGUUGGGUGGUUGAAAAAUAUGAACUAAAUUGUCAGGAAUUUCCUGGAUCUCCAUUGAAAUAAAUAAUUGUGAUAGAAAGGACAUGAUAGCUGUAUUCAGAAUAUAUAUCUAUAUCAUGUACAUGGUAGGACGCUAAUAUACAUCUAUCUUUUGGUUCAUUGCAUUACUCUGGUCCACAAUACGAGUACUGUUAUCCCAACCAUACUGUACUCAGUAAUCAGUGACCUCCAUGUAUAAAAGUAUGGCAUAUGAACAUCAUUUGUAAAACUCUUUUCUACUGGUAUGUACAAAAAGUCUCAAGCCACAGAUUAAAUCAAGUCUACAAAAACGAUUAAAUUUGAAAUUCUAUUUCUUAAGUUGAGUAUAUAGGCAGCCACUUGACACUGAUAUCGUGUAAGCUUUAUGUGUUGGUAUGUUACCCUUUCCAUUUUCAGUUUCAAGUUCAUGGCAAAUUAUUGACAUUCUUCCUCAAGUUUCAUGUUCAGAAUGUUGCGAUGAUUUUAAUUGUGUUCAUGAUGCUAUGCAGCCAAGUGUUUAUGGCUUUCUCAAUAUUCAUGAUCAUAAUGGAUGUGGAGACUGUCCAUUUGUUUUGAUGUCAAGAAUGUGAAGAUGCAUGUUCAUGAUGUGUUAAUUACCAAUGUACAUGAUCUCAAGAUGCAUGUUCAUGGAGGCCCCAAGCUCAUGUGUUCAUGACCAAUGUUCAUGAACUCAAAAUGCAUGUUCAUUAUAAUGGAGGUCCCAUUCUCAUGAUGUGUUAAUGACCAAUGUUCAUGAACUCAAGAUGGAUGUCCAUGAUCACGGAGGCCCCCAUGUUCAUGAUGUGAAUACCCAAUGUUCAUGAAUGUCUGAAAUGUUAAGAUGCAUGUUCAUGAAAUUAUAAAGAUUGCCUUCCUCUCUUGUGAUGCAGGAACAUUU
This is a messenger RNA of Haliotis rufescens (red abalone), 2815 nucleotides long. RefSeq lists its product as uncharacterized. Bases 460 to 1833 code for a protein of 457 amino acids. Lineage: Eukaryota; Metazoa; Mollusca; Gastropoda; Lepetellida; Haliotidae. The record is from RefSeq and is a predicted model, not a curated record. The transcript has a single exon.